This is a messenger RNA of Botrytis byssoidea, 4639 nucleotides long. RefSeq lists its product as uncharacterized. Gene Ontology annotation, biological process: transmembrane transport. The record is from RefSeq and is a predicted model, not a curated record. Gene Ontology annotation, molecular function: oligopeptide transmembrane transporter activity. The transcript is spliced from 7 exons. NCBI's taxonomy places the organism in Eukaryota, Fungi, Ascomycota, Leotiomycetes, Helotiales, Sclerotiniaceae. The coding region runs from base 2102 to 4498 and encodes 798 amino acids.
UCAUUCAGAACAUAUAAACAUGUCUCUUUAGUCUCUUCACAAUUUUUUCUCUUCUCCUUCGAGCAAGAGUUUCGUUUCUUUCGUUGUGUCUUAUAUCGUAUAUCCAGCAGAGCUUCACAAACGCUGACCUUUCUAAUCAGCCUGUCAACACCCCGCUUCGUUUAGACCCAGACGUCCUGAACAGGGGUCCAAGUUCAACAUCCUGCUACUAGCUUCUUUGGUGGGAUAUCCAUAGAUAAUGAUAAGAAAAGCUCUUCGUAUAGGUACCCUAUCGAUUGUUCGUAUCGAAACCGCCCGGGUAGCCUUUGGUAGUCGAUCAUUAUGUAUGAAUCCUUUAGGUCACAAAACUCGAAAUGCGGCCAUUCUUGCAACAUGGAUUAAAUAUUCAUUUCACCGGAUACGCGGCCGGUAUACAGUCCCUUGUCUAAAAUUUUGUUUUCAGCAUGGUGGGAUCGACAUUAUAUGCAGACGUUGUAUAGUCACGUGAUAGUUUAUCAAUAAAUAGUCGCACGACCGCCUCGACCGGCCACUCAAACUCCAAUGAUUAAUAAUCAAUUCUCCAGUUUCAGUGAAACAACCCGUCAAGAGCCUUUCUUUUCCACACCCGGGGGCUUCUAAUUACACAGAUGAGCACAAUAAUCUAUCCAGUUCGGUGAUGUUCGACUACGGAUAGAGACUCAAAAUGGUGAAACGGCUCAAAAUUACUUCUCACGAUCAUUCGACUUAUCUUGGUUUUUGGGAUGGUUACAUCCUGCCCAGGUGGCUCGGGUGGACAGGAAAUCCAUGUUGAAGUGUGACCCCACUGGGUAUACUUCGGUCAACAAUCUAUCAAUUUUUAUGGACAGCCAUUAUUCAUUCUAAUCUUGAGAAGUCAACAAAGUUCGAGCAGUAUCUGGGUACAAAUUCCAACGAUAGAAUUAGUUACAGAUUCUGUAUCUAAUUAUUACAUAAUUUUAGCCGAGCUGAUACCUUUUUGUCUCACUGUUCUCACUCAUACAUUCCUCGUGGCCACAAGACAACUUCUAGCAAUUCCCGGCUAAGAUUGAAACCAUGAAAGAGAACCCGAUUGGAACCGUCCAACCCUAGACUUUGCAAUUAUGAUUGUUGUUCUAGCCAACCAAGACGGGACGUCUGCAUUCGAGGAAUUGCGACCUAUGAUAUGCGGAUAGUCAUUGUCAUUAUCUGAUUGGGCUUCCUGUUAUAAGGUUCACUUCGCAAAAUCCUAAAUAUGUAUGUGUGCUCAAUGCAUACUUAUACAGUUGUUCUAUGCAUCCAGAAUAUUGCCUAUAUGCAAGAAACUCAGGGACGGCACGCGAUAACGCUUGUCGUCAAACCCAAGACGGAUGGCCCCGUCUACUGGUCGUCAUGAGCAGUAAUACAAGCAUUCAGCACCGUUAUCGCUGCUGAUAUUACCCACCUCAAAGUUCAUCAAAAGUGGGAGUCACAAGGGUCCUGCAAUACCAAAAAAUAUCAUUUUGAGUGGUGGAAACUACCCCAACAUUCUUUGGUGCUCACAUCCCUUUCUAUUGUUCAUUCGAUUGGACGCCGUCAAUCAGGUUCUCACACCGAAAUAUACUCGAAUUCUAGAUAUGCCAAGUAUGGAAGGUCGCAGUUCUACCAUUGUGGCGGAUUCGUGGUACGCACGGGUUUAGCUGACAAGCUCCGUCAAGCUUUACGGCUUGCAAUUCCAGGACAGUUAAGCUUUGCUUGUCCAGAUUGGAUGCGGGGCAAUUGCUUAUCGGAAUUCCCCUAAAAGGCAGGUGAACAUGUACGUUAAACCAUCACAUCAUCAAAGAUGUUCACUAGCUUUUCGUAAAAGACGGUAUGGUUGAAGGUGGAAAUGGAAAGUUCAAGGUUCAUAUGGCUCAAAACUAUACGCAAACCCUGAAGGCUUGCAAUUAAUCAGUCGUUACACCACGUUGCGAUUGAUCCACAAUGGCACACUUCGUAUCUUAUCUAUUUUCAAAUUUGUUUUCUAAUAUCCGAGAUUGUUUCCGGUAUCAUGAGGCUGUAGUGGCUUCUAUAAAAGAUGGCUGUAUUCCCAACGAUUUCCUCUCUUCUUCAGCCCUUCUUAUUUCGCCUGUGAGCACUAGCUUUCAGUAUGGACUCGCCACGAGAGACUGACGUCGUUUACGACGAGAAGAGUCAUGAAGCACCAGCCGUCACCAAGAACCCCGAAUCUAUUGAUUCUAAGGACGCAAAGAAUGACAAGUUUGGAGAGACAUCUUACGAAACCGAAAUUUCUUCUGGAUCUGAUGAAGAAGGACGUGGUGGUGAGGUCAAUGCUCUUGAGACUGCAGAAGAUAUCGUUACCGCAAUUAUCAAUCUCGAUGAUGAUCCAACCUUGAAUCCCUGGACUUUUCGCAUGUUCUUCAUCGGCUUGGGACUAUCUGCUUUUGGGGCUGUACUCCAAGAGAUCUUCUAUUUCAAGCCUCAAGUCAUUUAUGUAUCAGUCAUGUUUUUGACUGUUAUUGCAUACGUCAUCGGAGAAUUUAUGGCUUUUGCCAUCCCUAGAUGGGGUGCAGUUGGUCGAUUCCUCAAUCCUGGCCCAUUUAACCAAAAAGAACACGCUGCCGCUGUUAUUAUGGCGUCGGCCGCCGCUGUUUCGGCUUUAUCCACGGAAGCAUUAGCAGCUCAAAAGCUUUGGUAUGGAGGAUAUCCUAGUCAGGCUGCCGGUGUAUUCUUGACUUUGUCUUCGCAAUUGAUUGGGUACGGUGUUGCAGGUAUGAUGAGAAGUAGUCUUCUGUGGCCUACAAAGAUGCUCUACCCAGCAAACCUUCCAGUUACUACUGUCUUGGAAACGUUACACAAAGAAAAGAAAGCCAAUAGGAAGAGAAUGAAGGUUUUCUGGAUCAUUUUCUUUGCUUUGUUGGUUUGGGAAUUGCUUCCUGAGUACAUUUUCCCACUUCUUAUCGGUGUAUCCAUCUUUUGUCUCGCAGACCAACACAACUUAGUCUUCACCAAUCUUUUCGGAGGCGCAAACGGAAAUGAGGGUGUAGGAUUCUUGUCCCUAUCUUUCGACUGGAACUAUGUCGCUAGUUUUGGAUCUCCCCUCUGGAUGCCACUACAGACUUUGGUAAACAGUUUCAUCGGUACUCUCGGCUGUAUUAUUCUUUUUAUGGCCGUAUACUAUGGCAACAUUUGGAGAGCACAAGAUUUCCCAUUUCUGUCUCAACAAUUGUUCAAUGGCGAUUCGAACUUUACCUUCUACGAUACCUUCAAUGAGACAACAAUCCUCAAUGACGAUUUUACCGUGAACGAGGAGGCACUUGAAGCUGGAGGCAUUCCUUAUAUGGCUUCAACCUAUAUUGUUUAUCUCAUCACAUCCAACAUGGGAUUCACAGCUAAUUUUGUUCACAUGUUUCUCUGGAAUUAUGAAGACAUCAAGGCGGGAUGGGCUUGGGCUAACAAAGCCACACUGAAGAAGUUGUUAACACCUUCCCAUUACAUGUUCUGGAAAGGCGAUGGCAGCAAACGCAGUGAAGAAGAAAAGCAAAUCUUGAGGGAUGAUCCCAACAUUGAUCCUCAUUACAAAGUCAUGUUGGACUACGAUGAAGUCCCCGAUCUUUGGUACUUCUUGGCAUUCGCGGCAAGUUUCAUUACUUCGAUGGCUUGUCUUUAUGCUAUGAAGUCAACCCUUCCAUGGUGGGGUCUGAUAGUGGCUAUGCUUUUCUUGACGGUUUUCAUGUUGUUUUUUGGUGCUCAGUAUGCGAUUACUGGUUUCCAAUUCAAUAUCGAACCUAUUGCUCAAACUCUCGCCGGAUAUCUAUUCCCUGGAGCUCCUCUCGCAAACAUGUACUUCACUACCUUCACUUUCAAUGCACUGCAACAAGGACAAUAUCUCCUCCGAGAUCUAAAGCUUGCUCAGCAGAGCAAGCUUUCUCCAAAGGUCACAUAUACAACGCAGAUAAUCGGAUGUAUCUUUGGGGCUUGUCUCAAUUACGUCAUGAUGAUCACCAUCGUCGAGAAUCAAGCUCCAAAUCUUCUGACUAUCGAAGGAACACCCAUUUGGUCAGGAGCUAAUGUUCAAUCCUUCAACUCUCUCGCAAUUGCCUGGUCUAUUGCUCCUAAGAUGUUUUCUAUUGGUGCUCGUUACCAAUGGGUCACCAUCGCAUAUCUCCUCGGAUUCCUCGUCCCUGUUCCUUUCUGGCUUCUCAACAGAUAUUUCCCCCGACAACGUAUUUGGUCAUACCUCAAUCUCUCCAUUAUUCUUUGGUAUUUUGGAUAUCUUUGUGUUGGUAUCAAUGCCAGUGUUUUCAUGUACUACUACAUCGGAGCAUUCGGUCAGUUUUACCUCCGAAAAUGGAGACCAAAAUACUUCGUCAAGUGGAACUACUUGGUAUCCGCCGGUCUUGACGGUGGAACUCAAGUCAUGCUUUUCCUCCUCACUUUCGCUGUUGCGGGAGGAAGCGGUGUUAGUAGGCCAUUCCCAGAGUGGGCUGGAAAUGCUGCAAGCGGUAAUGUAGAUAAGUGUAUGUAUAAUGAGGCUAAUGGUUAACCAUGUGGUUUUGUUGAGGAAGAAAGGGGAAGGAAGUCCUGAUUGAUAGGAAUUAUAAUGAAGCGACUUGAUUGUUAGUUUUUAUGAAGUUUAGAUGUUAAUGAUCAGAUGAUGAUACCCCAGUUUGGAACAACUAUAUAC